CAGUACGUUGCCUUAUCGCCGCGCCGAGGCCGCCAACCUCCGCGGCAACUCGUCGGAAAAUGACAUCAGUCCGCCAGGCUCGUGCUGUUUGUUAGCAACCAACUCCAUUGUCGUUUACAGAACAUGCUCUACAUGCUAUACUGACCUUCAUCAUGUCUAGUCACUCUUUGUCAUUGAUCCUAUCACGGCGUUCAAUUGCCGCGUCCUGUCUGGCCCGCAAUGCUGGCUUUCGGGCUCGUUUGACACCUGCGAGCCGUCGAUCACUCGCGUCUCUCCCAAACCUGCCCCUCUUUCGCGCCCUCCAAAACCACGAUCAAUCGAAUCUGGCAGUCAUUCACAGCGCGUCGUCUCGCUCAUUCACCUACGGCAAUCUGGUGGCGGAUGUGGUGCAGGCAAAGGAACGACUCGCACAGUCUGGGGGCGGGCGUCAGGAUGGCUUGUCCGGAGAGAGAAUCGCGUUCUUGGCUGAGAAUAGCUACGACUACGUAGUGACACUACUUUCGAUCCUCGCCAGCGACGCGAUCGCCCUUCCCCUCUCCCCCGCUUUCCCGACCGGCGAACUGAAGUACAUCAUGGACAAUUCGCAGGCCAAGGUCCUGCUGGCCACGGAGAAGUACGCGGACAAAGCGCAGGACGUGCUGAAAUCUGGCCUGGAUCGGGAGCCCAUACUUGACGUCAAGAAGAAGAUCGAAGUAGGAGCUACGAGUGUGGGCUCCGUGACCCUGGAGGAUCUCAACGGCCAGCAAUCCCGCGGCGGAAUGAUGCUGUACACUUCUGGAACGACCAAUCGGCCGAAAGGUGUCUUGAUUCCCCAAUCCGCGCUGACAGCGCAAGCGGCAUCGCUCCUCAAGGCAUGGGAGUACACGCCGCAGGAUCGGCUCCUGCAUCUUCUCCCUCUUCAUCAUAUUCACGGUACCGUCAAUGCCAUUGUCACGCCCGUUCUCGCGGGCUCGUCCAUUGAGUUCAUGUUCCCGUUCAACACGGAUGCCGUGUGGAAGAGGCUCGCGGCGCCUUUCCUGCCCGAGCCCACCAGCACGAGCAAGAUCACGUUCCUCACCGCGGUCCCGACCAUCUACAACCGCCUCCUGUCUUCUUUCCCCAGUCUGAGCUCUGAGACCCAGGAAGCGGCCAGGAAGGGGAUCUCCCCCGAGAACAUGCGCCUGAACAUCUCGGGCUCGGCGGCUCUGCCCACGCCCACCAAAAAGGCCUGGCAGGAUAUUAGCCAUGGCAACGUGCUGCUUGAGCGUUACGGCAUGACGGAAGUUGGAAUGGCGAUCAGCUGCGGCCUUGACUUUGCUGACCGCGUGGACGGCAGCGUCGGCUGGGCGCUGCCCUCCGUGGAGGCGCGGCUGGUGGACACCGAGAGCAACGAGGUCAUCAAGGCCGGAGAGGAAGUCGACGCCGAUGGCCGCGAGCGAGAGGGCGAGAUCCAGCUCCGAGGGCCGACCAUCUUCCAAGAGUACUGGGCCAAUGAGACAGCCACGCGCGAGUCCUUCGUGCCCGGGGUGGACGGCAAGGGCGACUGGUUCAAGACGGGCGACGUGGCCACGCGCCGGGCCGUCGAGGGCGCCGGCACGGGGUCGAGUGGCGAUUGGGCCCGGGGGCCGAUGUACUUCAUCCAGGGCCGCCGCAGUGUCGACAUCAUCAAAACCGGAGGCGAGAAGGUCAGCGCCCUGGAAGUGGAGCGGGAGUUGUUGUCGCUCCCCCAAGUCUCGGAAGCGGCCGUCGUGGGCCUGCCUUCUGAACAAUGGGGCCAGAAGGUCGCGGCCGUCGUGGUGCUCAACCCGGAGUUCGCGAACACUGGCCGUAACGGCAAGCCCUGGGGAGCCAUGGACAUGCGUCGUGCAUUGAAGGACCGUCUGGCCAACUACAAGCUGCCGCAGGAGAUGAAAGUGCUUACUGGGCCUAUUCCUCGGAAUGCCAUGGGAAAGGUCAAUAAGAAGACGCUGGUUAAGGAGGUAUUCGGCGCCUAGUCUCAGUAUCGAGCUGCCUCGAGCAUCUCUGGCUUGAGGUCCCUGGGAAGUUGAAAGAAAAGGGGGGUCCGGGGGUUCUCCCCCGAAAUCGUUACUUGGUC
Aspergillus homomorphus CBS 101889 is the source of this 2074-nucleotide messenger RNA. Its product is annotated as acyl-CoA synthetase. NCBI's taxonomy places the organism in Eukaryota, Fungi, Ascomycota, Eurotiomycetes, Eurotiales, Aspergillaceae. Gene Ontology annotation, molecular function: medium-chain fatty acid-CoA ligase activity. Gene Ontology annotation, biological process: fatty acid metabolic process. The record is from RefSeq and is a predicted model, not a curated record. The transcript is spliced from 5 exons. The coding region runs from base 153 to 1973 and encodes 606 amino acids.